This is a messenger RNA of Paramuricea clavata, 998 nucleotides long. The record is from the annotation of a GenBank genome assembly. Lineage: Eukaryota; Metazoa; Cnidaria; Anthozoa; Malacalcyonacea; Plexauridae.
AUGGCCUGCGACGACGAGGAAAUACGACGUGAGAAGAUGUAUUUUGAAGAGCUAAAUGGAAGAGGUAAAAUGUUCGGCUAUAGAGCCAUGUGGAGAAGCUUGCAAGCAAAACAUGGCUUGCAAAUUCCUCGUUCCGUAGUUCAAAUCAUACUUCGAGAAGUGGACCCAGAAGGAUCGAGAUUAAGGCGGGCUAAUCGCCUUCAUAGAAGAAGCUACCUAAAUCCCGGGCCACAUUAUUGUUGGCAUGCUGACGGGAACGAUAAAUUAAGCCAUAUGGUUUUCCAAUCCAUGGCUGUAUAGACGGGCCUAGCAGGAAGAUAAUGUGGCUUAACAUUGUACGGUCAAAUAACGAUCCUCAAGUGGUAGGUAGGCUGUUUUAUAACUGCGUAACUAAUUUGCAAUUAUGUCCAACAAUUCUAAGAAAAGACUUGGGAACAGAAAAUUGAAUUAUGACGUCGGCUCAGUGCUUUUUGCGCAAAAACCACACGGGUACCCAUUGCAAUGUCCAUGCACAUCGAUAUGGGUCAUCGAACAGCAAUCAGCGAAUCGAGGCAAGGUGGGCUAUGCUCCGUCGAUCAUGGUCCUCAGGGUGGAUAAAUUUAUUUAAAGACUUGAUAGCCAGAGGAGUGUUGGACACAACCAAUACACUUCAUCUUGAGUGUCUUUGGUUCUGCUUUCGUCCAGUCCUAAAAAAGGGACUCGAAGAAAUUAAGGACUCGUGGAACUGUCACUAUGUACGCAAAUCCCGGUAUUAUACUCAAGCGGGAAUCCAUAAUCAGCUUUAUCUUCUACCAGAAACAGUUGGAGCAGAUGAUUUCAAGAAAGAGUAUGAUGGCCGCGAUCGCAUCGAGAUUGAGGAUUCCGUUAAUGUAUCAACUGAAAAUUAUUCGACAUACCAAGAGUACUUUUCGUAUAGUGCUGGUGUGUUAGGAAUAGGACAGAUGCAAACCUUGAUGGAUGCUUUAGCGGCAUAUGAAAGACUACCGGAAGCAGCUUAA